Gigantopelta aegis is the source of this 1380-nucleotide messenger RNA. Its product is annotated as adhesion G protein-coupled receptor L4-like. The coding region runs from base 1 to 714 and encodes 237 amino acids. The transcript has 4 exons. Lineage: Eukaryota; Metazoa; Mollusca; Gastropoda; Neomphalida; Peltospiridae. Gene Ontology annotation, molecular function: calcium ion binding. The record is from RefSeq and is a predicted model, not a curated record.
AUGUCCGCGCUGACUGUACGGAUACACCGGGGUCGUACACAUGUACCUGUCGAGAUGGAUAUACUGGAGAUGGACGGAGAUUUCAUAGAAUAUCUAAAUUUGAAAAAAACUGUAUCAUUAUAUUUAACAGCUAGUUUAUUGGAAAGGGAAAUUAGUGUUGGUUUUGUUUUAAAUCAUGUUUGGUUGAAUUUAGAUAUCGACGAAUGUCUUGUACAGACGUCGUGUGGUACCAAUGUCAACUGUACCAACACAGAUGGAUCAUACACUUGUACGUGUUUGAAUGGAUAUUCUGAAGAUGGGCAAACAUCUGCAGCUGUGCCACUGAAAUCUACUGCUGUAGAAACUGUUGCCAUUGUUUUGGCUGCGACGACGACGAUAUUAGCUGUACUUGUUAUUAUCUUGGCUGUCGUCAUCAUUAGAAUGCGAUCCAAAUUGGCGGAGUCCAAGGUAAAAUUGUCCGACGUAAGACUAGGUGACGAAAACCAAGCUACCUCAGUGUAUGAAGACGUCCAUGAUAACAACACAGUUGGUACUUCUCCAUCUGAUCUACCUAUAGAAUCCUAUGGGUACGGAAGAUCAGCACCUACUGGAGAACAUGAUUACCAAAACGAACAAGGACUAUCGGGAAACAACGACCAACAAACAAACACGUACGAGAGACUGGAUGUGGACGUUACUGGCGAGCGAGGUACAUAUGAGAAGUUAAAUGUGUAAAUUGUUUGUGGAACCAGAACAGAAAUGUUGCUGGUAGUAUUCGUUACAGACUGUAUCUAGAGUGUCCAUUCCUACAAGGAAGCGUCUAUCAAAAGCACAUUCCAGUAUGAGAUCAACCGUUGAUUCCAAAGAGCCAGGGGCCUAAUUCACAAAGGUCUCUUAGGCUCUGCUAGACAACAAAUAAUCCUAUUUGUAAGAAUUUGGCAUUGCACUGCGAGAUGGCAAAGUUGCGAGAGUUUAGUGAAUUAGGCCCCACGUGCCUUUUGCAAAUCGUCGGCUAUGACAGAUUUGUCGAGUAUUAGUAUUUAAAAUCCACCGAGUAACAUGUUUUUUACUUCUUCUUUUUUUUGGUGUUUUUAAAAUAAAUUGAAAGAAAACCUGUGUUCACACACGUGUCUCAUAAACAUGCUGUGUCCAGCAUUUUGUAAGUGUGUGUAAACUCAUCGGAUGAGAUGAACGUGAGUUCAUUAUGUAUAUACAUCCCUGGGUAUUUUCAUAUUCUGUUGUACAUCGAACCCAACAUAUAUAUUUUAAUACUGCACUGCACAUACAACCAUCUGUAUACUUUUUUCAUUUCAACUUAUUUUCGUGCUUAUAUUUAAUUAAGGUUUAAGCACGCUGUCCUGGGUACACACUUCAGCUAUAUGGGCUGCAUGUCCAGGGCCC